AUGCGCGCCGGCGGAAGGGCCUGGCGGUGGGCGCAGCUCCUCGUGCAGCGGCGGCUCUCGGGGGCAGGAAGGGCGGCCAUGGCGGAGGCCGGCGCGGUGGGGCAGAGGAUGGUCUGGGUGGACCUGGAGAUGACCGGCUUGGACAUCGAGAAAGACCAGAUCAUCGAGAUGGCCUGCCUCAUCACCGAUUCGGACUUAAAUGUCUUGGCUGAAGGUCCCAACCUGAUAAUAAACCAGCCAGACGAGCUACUGGAUGGCAUGUCAGAUUGGUGCAAAGAGCAUCAUGGGAAGUCGGGCCUUACCAAGGCGGUGAAAGAAAGCACCAUAUCUCUACGCCAAGCAGAGUACGAAUUUCUGUCUUUUGUUCGGCAGCAGACACCACCAGGACUCUGCCCUCUUGCAGGAAACUCGGUACAUGCGGACAAGAAGUUUCUCGACAAACACAUGCCACAGUUCAUGAAGCAUCUUCACUACCGAAUCAUUGAUGUAAGCACCAUCAAAGAACUGUGCAGACGCUGGUUCCCAGAGGAUUAUGAGUUUGCUCCGAAGAAGGCGGCUUCUCACAGAGCUCUUGACGACAUCCGGGAGAGCAUCAAAGAGCUUCAGUUCUACAGAAACAGCAUCUUCAAGAGGAAAACAGAUGAGAAGAAAAGGAAGCUAGUGGAAAACGGUGACAAUGAGAGCUCCACCAGUUGAUCUCAUAGUCC
Messenger RNA from Euleptes europaea (tarantolino), 707 nucleotides. It is a transcript of the gene REXO2, whose product is annotated as RNA exonuclease 2. Gene Ontology annotation, molecular function: 3'-5'-RNA exonuclease activity; nucleic acid binding. The coding region runs from base 1 to 696 and encodes 231 amino acids. Lineage: Eukaryota; Metazoa; Chordata; Lepidosauria; Squamata; Sphaerodactylidae. The record is from RefSeq and is a predicted model, not a curated record. The transcript has 7 exons. Gene Ontology annotation, cellular component: mitochondrion.